This is a messenger RNA of Oryzias melastigma (Indian medaka), 625 nucleotides long. RefSeq names its product fission, mitochondrial 1 (gene fis1). The transcript has 5 exons. The record is from RefSeq and is a predicted model, not a curated record. Gene Ontology annotation, biological process: peroxisome fission; mitochondrial fission; autophagy of mitochondrion. Lineage: Eukaryota; Metazoa; Chordata; Actinopteri; Beloniformes; Adrianichthyidae. The coding region runs from base 97 to 561 and encodes 154 amino acids. Gene Ontology annotation, molecular function: protein binding. Gene Ontology annotation, cellular component: peroxisomal membrane; mitochondrial outer membrane.
UUAAUUUUUGUUUUUGAAGUCUCUGGAUGCCGGUGACGUAAUCCUGUCUCACGUGAUUCAAAGUGGGCGUGUCCGUUUGCCUUGUUUUCCGGAAACAUGGAGGCUGUUCUGAGUGAUAUAGUAGCUCCUGAGGACCUUUUGAGAUUUGAGAAGAAAUACAAAAAUGAGCAAGACAAGGGGGGCGUUUCCAAGGAAACAAAGUUCGAGUAUGCCUGGUGUUUGAUCAGGAGUAAAUACACGCGGGACAUCCAGAAGGGAAUCACGUUGUUGGAGGAACUUGUCCACAAAUCUCCAAAAGAUGACUCCAGAGACUUUCUUUUCUACCUCGCAGUGGCCAACUACAGACUCAAAGAGUACGAGCGGGCCCUGCGCUACAUCCGGACCCUCCUGAAGAACGAGCCGGAGAACAAGCAGGCCCUGGAGAUGGAGAAACUCAUCGAUAAGGCUUUGAAGAAAGAUGGCUUGGUCGGCAUGGCGAUCGUCGGGGGGAUCGGGCUGAGCGUGGUCGGAUUAGCGGGCCUCAUCGGCUUGGCGGUGUCAAAAGGAGCGGCAAAAUCUUAACCCGGAUGUUCUGUUUUUUUCUGGACUAAAAAUAAAAGUGCUAAAAAAUAAAAACAAAUCCUUA